CAUGGGGAAUGUCUUUGGCUUUCACCAGUCCUUUUCACUUAUAAAUGAAAGAACGGAUAGAUAUUAUAGUUCGUUUGCCUUAAUCAAAAUUUCAAAUGAUGUGGGAAGUGGAAGAGGUUCUAUCCAUAUUUCAAAUGAUGUGGGAAGUGGAAGAGGUUCUAUCCAUACAGGAACAAUAGCAGGAAGAAUUACAGGAACCAUUUUUCUGGUGGGCCUGAUUGUUGGCUUGUCUUGGAUCUUGUCUUUUAGGGAGAACAGAGAUGGAGAGGAUGAGAUGGAAGAUUAUUUGGACAAACUAUCAGGAUUGCCUAACAGAUUCACUUAUCAAGAACUAAGAGUAGCAACAGAAGAUUUCCAGAAAAAGCUUGGGAAAGGAGGGUUCGGGUCAGUUUUUGAAGGAAAUACCACAGUCGGUGAGAAAAUUGCCGUAAAGCGCCUGGAUGCUUUAGGCCAAGGAAAGAAGGAAUUUCUGGCCGAGGUCAAGACUAUAGGAAGCAUCCACCAUAACAACUUGGUGAGGCUAAUUGGAUUCUGCGCAGAAAAAUUGCAGAGACUAUUAGUGUACGAGUUCAUGUGCAAUGGGUCCUUGGACAAAUGGAUUUUUCAAGAGCCACUGAAGCAUUCUCUAGAUUGGCAAAUAAGAAAGACAAUUAUCUUAGACAUUGCGAAGGGGCUGGCCUAUCUCCAUGAAGAUUGCAGACAGAAAAUAGUUCAUUUGGAUAUCAAACCCCAAAACAUUCUCUUGGAUGCAGACCUACAUGCCAAGAUAUCGGACUUCGGAUUGUCCAAGUUGAUUGAUAGGAAUCAAAGCCAAGUGUUAACCACGAUCAGAGGAACUCCUGGGUAUCUGGCACCUGAAUGGUUUAGCUCAAUAAUCACAGAGAAAGUAGAUGUUUAUAGCUUUGGAAUUGUAGUCAUGGAAGUAGUGUGUGGAAGGAAAAAUUUGGAUAGGUCACAGCCUGAGGAGUGCAUGCAUUUGCUCCCUAUUUUCAUGCAAAAAGCGAAGCAGGAUCAGUUGAUUGAUAUGGUUGACAGAAGCAAUGAAGAUAUGCAAUUGCGCAAAUCAGAAGUAGUGGAGAUGAUGAAGGUAGCAAUUUGGUGUUUGCAAAGUAAUUACACAAGGAGGCCUUCCAUGUCAAAGGUGGUUAAGGUCUUAGAAGGCAAUAUGGAUGUGGAAGCUGAUCUAGACUAUAGCAUCCAUAAUGCAACAACAACGGCUGCAAUAAGAAAAGCGGCAGAGCAAGCAACUACAGCUCCAUUAUCGCCAUUUAUUCUAUCGGGACCAAGGUGAAGAAUGAUCAUUUUGUAAGAAAUAAUGGUUUUCUAUUUCUUAUUAUGUUUAUAUUUUCCUUGAAUCCAUUCAAAGAUAUGUUGGUGCAAUUGAUAAUUGUAAUAAAAGGUUUUGAACA
This is a messenger RNA of Hevea brasiliensis (rubber tree), 1409 nucleotides long. Its product is annotated as G-type lectin S-receptor-like serine/threonine-protein kinase SD2-5. The transcript has a single exon. Lineage: Eukaryota; Viridiplantae; Streptophyta; Magnoliopsida; Malpighiales; Euphorbiaceae. Gene Ontology annotation, biological process: protein phosphorylation. The record is from RefSeq and is a predicted model, not a curated record. The coding region runs from base 2 to 1291 and encodes 429 amino acids. Gene Ontology annotation, molecular function: ATP binding; protein kinase activity.